AUGAAGACGACCCGUAAAUGUCGCGCGCUGCUGUCGGUGGGUCUGAACCUGGUGGCCCUGUUCUUCUCCACCACCGCCUUCAUCACCACGUACUGGUGCGAGGGCACGCAGCGGGUCCCCAAACCCAACUGCAGCAAGCAGCGGCGCCACAACUGCAUCGACUACGGCGUGAACGAGACGGACCAGAACAAGGUGCACUACAGCUGGGAGACCGGGGACGACCGAUUCUUGUUCCGCCGCUUUCACACCGGCAUCUGGUACUCCUGCGAGGAGAACAUCCACGGGGCAGGUGAGAAGUGUCGGAGCUUCAUUGAUCUGGCCCCGGCGUCGGAGAGAGGUGUGCUGUGGUUAUCGGUGGUGUCGGAGGUGCUCUACAUCCUGCUGCUGGUGGUCGGCUUCAGUCUGAUGUGUUUGGAGCUUUUUCACUCCAGCAACGUCAUCGAUGGACUCAAACUGAACGCCUUCGCCGCCGUCUUCACCGUGCUGUCCGGUCUUCUAGGUAUGGUGGCCCACAUGAUGUACACUCAGGUGUUUCAGAUCACGGUCAGUCUGGGUCCUGAAGACUGGAGGCCUCACAGCUGGGACUACGGCUGGUCCUUCUGCAUGGCGUGGGGAUCCUUCACCUGCUGCAUGGCCGCCUCCGUCACCACCCUCAACUCCUACACCAAGACGGUGAUCGAGUUUCGCCACAAGCGGAAGUUGUUCGAGCAGGGCCUGCGCGAGGAGCAGAACUACCUGGACCAAGAGGCUUUCCACUACUUCCGGGACCGCUCCCUUCAGUCCAUCUCCAGCACUGUGGAGGUCUAUCCAGGCCACGGCAGUGUGGGUGGAACCAGAGCCGGGCUUGUUGUUGGUGGGUCAGGUCCCGGUCCUGGGCCGGGUCCUGGGCCGGGUCCCGGUGUAGGACGAGGCCAAAUGAGAGCCACAUCGGCCUCCAUAGACCUGGGGGAGAACACAGACUCGCUGGGGGAGGAGCAGUGCUGAGGAGGGUUAUG
Messenger RNA from Scomber japonicus (chub mackerel), 995 nucleotides. It is a transcript of the gene gsg1l, whose product is annotated as gsg1-like. The coding region runs from base 1 to 984 and encodes 327 amino acids. Gene Ontology annotation, cellular component: plasma membrane. The record is from RefSeq and is a predicted model, not a curated record. The transcript is spliced from 5 exons. Lineage: Eukaryota; Metazoa; Chordata; Actinopteri; Scombriformes; Scombridae.